ACUAGGUAUACACAAAUUAUACAAAGAACAAGCAGAGUGUCUUUGUAAAAUAUUUUUAAAUGACGAUAUAGAAAAUAAAAUAAAAAAUGGCAUUUAUAUGAACGAUGGAAAUAACGAGGAAUAUGUAUCAAAUGAAAAUACACAUUAUAAAAGUAAUGUAGAAGGAAAUACAGAUUUUUCAAUGAAUUUAAAUUUUUUUUGUGAUAUGAAUAUUGUUGAAAUGAAGAAUAAAAAUUACACACCUGUGAAAAAAGAAGAUCUUCAAACUGAUGAAUUUACAGAUCAAAUUAAAAGUGAUAUAACGUUUGGUAGGAAUAAUAAAAAUGGUGAUAAUACUGCUAACUAUAUGGAUGAUAAAAUAAAGUCAUAUACAAAUGAUAAUAUACAUCAAAAUAUACAUCAAAAUAUACAUCAAAAUAUACAUCAUAAUACACGUGAUAAUACAAAUGAAUGUUCUAAUGAAGAUACUAACGAAUACAAUCUUAGCAGUAGCCAUUCUAAAUGUGAUACAUUUGAUAAUAUUGAAAAUUCAUCUUAUAAAAAAAUGUCACAGAUAUGUAAUCUGAAUAAUAAUCAGAGUCAUAAAUUUUAUAACAAUUUCUUAUUUAAAAUACCUACAGGUAUGGGCAAAACAUUAAUUUAUGAUAUUCUUAUUAUUCGUCAAGUUUUAUAUAAAGGAUUUAGAGUAAUUUUAACCUUACCAACUUUAUCUCUAAUUAAUGAAAAAUAUGAAUAUUAUGAUAAAUUAUUUGGUGAUAAAACAGUAUCUUUAAAUAUUAAAAAAUUUAAUAGUAAUGAUUUUACAGGAUACUCAUAUAGUCUAUCAACAGAUUUGGCUUUAUGCACAUUUGAACAAGCUAAUACCAUUUUAAGUAUUAUUAUUAAAAAUAAUUUAAAAUUUAAUUAUUUAUUUAUACUUGAUGAAAUUCAUUAUAUUAAUAAUCAAAAGAGGGGAUUUUAUAUUGAAUCCUUGCUAACCAAAAUUAAAUAUAUCCAAAAAAAUUUUAGUCACAUUUAUAAUAUUAAGGCAUAUGGUUUUUCUGCGACCCUUUCCAACAUUGACCAGCUAGCUGAAUGGUUAGAAGCCAAUGUGUAUGAAAGCAAAACAAAAUUACAACAAAUAAAAUACCUGUAUAAAAUAGACAACUCAUUAUACAAGGAUAUAAACAAAAAGGAGGUGGAGAGAACGUUGGAAAAUUGUAAUGUGUUGGAUCCGAACCAUUUGGGAUAUAUGAUGAGUGAAGAAUUUAUUUUAAAAAAAAAUGUUUUAAUAUUUUGUCCAUCAAAAAAUAAGAGUGAACAGACUGCAUCAUUUAUAAGUACUAUACUUCCAUAUUAUUUGAAUAAGAGGGAAUAUAAAAUAAAUAUGGAAUUAAAAGAGAAGAGGUUUAAAUUAUUAAAGGAUUUGAAAGAUUUGACAAUAAAAGUAGCAAACGUUGAAAAGAUGAUUAUGAAUGGAAUAUUUUAUCAUCAUUCAGGUUUAAAUAUUAAUGAGAAGAGUCUUAUUGAAAAUUCUUUUAGGAAUAAUAUAUUAUUUUGUUUGUGUUGUACAACAACAUUAUCAGUAGGGAUCAAUAUGAAUAUUCAUACUAUAAUAAUUCGUAGUUUAAAAUUAGGAAAAUCUUUUAUAACAAAAGAUGAAAUUACACAGAUGGCUGGACGAUGUGGAAGAUCUCAGAAAAAAAUGUAUGAUAGUACUACAAGUUGUAAAAAUUUGGAUGACAGUACAAAUAAAAGUUUUAUGACAACCCCUGAUAGAAGAUAUAGUGAUUCAAGUGGCUUACCUCCUAUAUUAGAUUAUGAUUAUGAUUGUGAUGGCAAAGUUAUCAUAUUUGUAUCUAAUGCAGAAAAACAUUAUUUAGAAAAAAUAUUAUAUGAUGAAGAAGAAACAUCUAAAUUAAAAACUACAUUAAAUAAUUUCCAAAUGUGUAAAUUUUUAUUAGAUUUUAUACAUUUGAAAUUAAUAAAAACGAAAAAGGAAAUGUUUGAUUUUUUAUAUUUAUAUAGUAUCAAAUUUUUUAAGGCAAAAAGUAUGGAAGGCGCCAUAAAUAAUGGUAUUGAUAAUAAUGAUAAUAAUAAUAAUAUUGGUAAUAAUGUGAGUGAGAAAAUUCUCAUCGAUGUUAAACAAACCUUUCAAUAUUUAUUUGAAAAUAAAUUAAUUACUAUUCCAUAUGAACAAGAAAAGAAUUAUUAUGAACAUGUAUUUAAUAAAAUAUUCAAUAUUAAUUUCUGUGAUAUUAAUAAAAUAUUUGAUUUCCAAUAUAUUAAUCAGACUAUUAAUCCUAAUAUAUUAAUGAAAUAUAAUAUAACACAAAAAAUUACCAUUUUUAAAAAAUUAUAUCAUAAUUAUAAAGGAAAAAAUAUUUCUGUUGAUAAACAAACAUCAUUUUUCACUUUACCAUUUAUAACAAUCUUAUUAAUAUUUAAAGAUAUUGAAUUCAAUAAAAACCUAUUCCAAAAUUUAUAUGUUGAAUUUAUAAAAUAUCUUUUCCUUAUCAAUAUAAAUCUUCAACAAUAUGAUCUUUUUAUAUAUGAUAUAUUAAAUGAUGAUGAUCCAAUUGCAUGUACAGAAUUAUUUUCGUAUGUACAGUCAGCAUCAAGUAUUAUGGAGUUUAUAUUUAAUUACUCAAUAGUAAAAUAUAUAUACGUUAAAGGGCUUCCACCUGAUGUUUUACUCAUGAUCUUUGCCUUCUGCAUAAAUUCCGAAAUAAAUUUAAAAAUCCACUUUGAUAUAUAUGAACAAAUACUUAUGUCACAGAAUAAAAAUAUCAAGAACAUUUUUCAGUUUUUUGGUCUGAACGUUGAAAAGUUAAAAAAUUUCGAGUUAAAAAAUGUUGAUGAUCUUUUCGAUGCUUCUGCAAGCAUUAUAAAGGGAAAAUUAAAUAUUGACCAGAUAUAUGAAAAUUUGGAAUGGAUAAAAAUUAAGAGAUUUUAUUAUGCAAUGAUUAUUUAUGAUUGUUAUAAUGAUGACGUAUAUCAAGUCGCCAAAAAGUACCGAUUAAAAUUAAAAGAAAUCAAAACUGUAUAUUUAAGAUGUAUAUUUAAUCUUUCUUACAAUUGUCGAAUCCUAAAAAAUUUUAAAAACUCUCUGGAUAUAUUCUGUAUUGUUUUAGAAAAUUUGCUGGCGAAAAUGAAGACAAAAAGUUUCCCGUUCAUUUAA
Plasmodium gaboni is the source of this 3160-nucleotide messenger RNA. Its product is annotated as putative DEAD box helicase. The annotation marks the transcript as partial. NCBI's taxonomy places the organism in Eukaryota, Apicomplexa, Aconoidasida, Haemosporida, Plasmodiidae. Gene Ontology annotation, molecular function: ATP binding; nucleic acid binding. The record is from RefSeq and is a predicted model, not a curated record. The transcript has 6 exons.